CCACUCACAGAGUACAUCAUAAGACCUGUGAAGAUUGUCAUAUUGUCUUCGUUAUUACGUGUAUAUUUUAGUAGGUUGUCAGAAAAAAUUAUAGAAAAGAAGGUAGACAAAUUGAAAAUAAUAUCACAAAAUAUUCAAGAUGAUCACUGACGUACAACUUACUGUUUUCUGUAAUAUGCUUGGGAUCAUGUUAUUUUGUCUAGUCUUUCUAUUUCAUUACAUAAAUGCGAAUUAUUCAAAAUGAAUGAACAUAUCAUUUCAAUAAAUAAUAUAACAAUAUAUAGGUUAAUCGCAAAUUAUGCAGUCCAACUAUUGCAUGCUAUACGAUGUAAAUCGUUUUAAUAAUAUAAUAUAACAUUGAAUAAAUUUUAUUCUUAUACUAUUCCUUCCCUGUAACAGCAUUAAUUAUUUUUAUCGAUCUUCGACUCCGAAUACUAGUCUGUUACCGAACAUGCAGUUCUGUCAAAGUAAAAAAGUUUAACUUCAACAUUUUUCAUUAUUUAUAUAUAUCAUAUAUUUAUUUAUGAGUUUAACACUGUGAAUAUAUUUAUCAUAUAAUAUUCUUAUUUAUUAAAGAUAAAUGUACUAGUAAAAGAAUUUACUUAUCCAUUAGCAUUUACUUUAUGCAUAAUUCUUAUAGCUUAUAUUCUAAAACAAAAUCUUAGUUUAAGUUAAAUAUGAAAUCGACAUACAUAAUAAUGAUGUUAAAGGCAACAAAUUGAGAAGUAUACUGAUAUAUAUAUAAGAUAGAAGAUAUUCAUAAAUAUUUUAUCCAACAUAAUAAUCAUUACUAAAGCUUAUUUUCCAUUCGUCUAUUUCUGAUCCUUUAAAAAUAUAUUAAAAUUUUUUAAUAUUUUGGAAAUAUUUUGAUUUUAUAUUCUUUUGACAAACAAAGACAACGGUAUAACAAAGACGACAAUGAUGAUAUAAGCAAGAAUGAAUCAAGAGCACAAAAACAAGGGUGGCACAUUAAAGCGAUGAAAGAAAAAUAACCUUUAUUUGAUUUUCACUUAUUGGAAGCCAUAAAUACGAGUUUAAAGCAAUAUUACGAAAGCGAAUCGUGUGUAGUAGGGGAUACAACUUUAAAUACGUUCGAAUAAAACAUUACUCGCGCUUCUUUAAAGGGGGAAUCGCGUUCUUAAUUUGCAUGAAAUACGCGAAUACAUUUUAGUUUGUAACCAUUCACGCGUUAAAGGAGAUAUACGAAAGGCGGUCUACGAACGUUUAUCAUUAAACUUGACGAUUGUCUGGCACUUUGUUCGAACAAGGGGAACGAUGAAGAGAAGAGAAUUGAAUUCGAGCUGUGAAAUUCAUCGAUAUUCUUGCACAGAUGUCUUUCGUCAUUGAAAUCGUUAUCUUGAAACGUGUCAUAGGCACCAAUGAAAAAUUACCGCGUUCAUAGUUUUUCAUUUCAAAUCGUGUGAAAGUGCCUGUCGUCAUAAGAUAAACGAGGAUGCGAAUGCAAACAUCAGUUUAAACUGUAGAGGAAUGGAUUCCAUCAUGAUUAAGCAUAAUGCUGGAACAUAUAUUAUCGAGCAAAGUUCAAAGGAUCUUAUUUGGAAGACAGUAAAAAUUAGCGAUGGCAAAUUCUCGUCCUUUUCUGAUUUAAUAGCAAACACAUCUUAUCGAUUUCGUUUGAGUAGAUUAAUACGACAUGGUGUAUCUCGAUCAGAAGUAUCAGAUUGGUUUUCGACUUACGACAUUAGUUAUGUACCGAAGAAAGUUUCGAACGUGUCUUUGUUGAAAAUAGAAAUAGAUAAAACCGAUGUGUGUCAACUUUCUGCAGACAUUCGUUUCGAGCCAGCAGAUGAUUUGAGUUGCGAUUAUAAUAUUUUGUAUUGGCAGUACGAACAUGAUUUAAGACAUUUUGUAAUUCGAAAGGCUCCGACUUUUCGUUUCCAUCUUAAAAAUUUAGAAUUUGAUCGGAACACAACGAUAUAUAUUUCCUCUGUGAACGGUGGCAAUCAGAAAUUCAGCGAUCAAACGACCUUAACAUUUGUCACACCUUCUUGUUUGGAAACACAUAAUAAUUUAAGAAUUUGCCCUCCGCAGAAGGUCGAAGGACUACGCGUAAUAGAUAUUUAUAAACAUGAUGGUCUUUACGAUGUUACCGUUAAUUGGGAUAAACCUAGCAAAGAACCGGAUAAUUAUACGAUUCAAUUGGAAACGUUUCGAGAAAAUAAAAUACUUCUAACGAUACCUGGGAAUGCAACUGAGGCUCAUUUUUUAAAUAUAAAAUUGGAGCAACAAUAUCAAGUUAGUAUUAUCGCUGAUUCCGUCGGUGGUUCUAGUCCUAUAUCUUGGAAGAUAAAUGAUUGUAGUGUACCGAUAGUAAAUGAAUACAGUCUUUAUCAAAAAAUCAUGAUAUCGUUAGCGAUUUUAAUGACGGUCGUGAUAUUGAUGAUAAUUUGCAUGUACCUGUUUAAACGAAGAGAAAAACUAUGUUGUAUACAAUAUACGAAUUUUCGGGUUUUGAAUCAAAAAGAAUUUCCUACGAAUACACUUAAAUUAUUGCAAGAAGAUAAGAAUGUGUCUAAAGAUGAAAAAGUUACUUUGCCAUUGGAUAAGUUUGAAUUAUCUCCGAAAAAAUUAAAAUUAAGAAAUAUUCUUGGAAUUGGUGCUUAUGGGAUCGUCAGACUUGGAACGCUUCAAGAUGAUUUCGGUAUUGUUAUUAACGUGGCAGUUAAAGGGCUUAAAGAUAAUCCAACUGUGGAUGAUAUAAAUAACUUUUAUCAAGAAAUUCAGAUUAUGAAAUCAGCUGGUAAACAUCCAAAUAUAGUUUCAUUGAUUGGAUAUUGUACAAUAUAUAACAAACCAUUGCUGAUUGUGGAAUAUUGCUGCAACGGUGAUCUACAAACUUAUUUGAGAAAGAUAUGGAAAAAUACGAUGAAUGGUGUUUUCGAUCAUAAAUCGCAAUUUACAUUUGAACAAUGUUUUCAUAAUUAUGAAAAUGAUCAAGGUAAUCGAAUUGUUGAAAAUCGUUUAUAUGAUAUUCAACAAGAAUACGUAACCGCGAUCGAUUUACUAAAUUUUGCAAGGCAAAUCGCUAAUGGAAUGGAAUUUUUAUCUACCAAUCGAAUAGUGCAUCGUGAUUUGGCUGCACGAAAUAUAUUGGUAUGCUCUGACAAUAUUGUCAAGAUUUCAGAUUUUGGUCUUAGUCGUGAUAUUUAUCAAGAAAAUGUUUACAAGAAAGAAGGAAGUGGUAAAUUGCCAUUAAAGUGGAUGGCGAUCGAGGCUUUGACGCAUCAAAUAUACACAACUCAUAGUGAUGUAUGGUCUUUCGGUAUUUUGUUGUGGGAAAUAGUCACAUUAGGUUGCACUCCAUAUCCCGAUGUACCUACGAAUAAUAUCUUGAAGCUUUUAAAAACAGGAUAUAGAAUGGAAAAACCUUCAAAUUGUGGAGAAAAUUUAUACAAUAUAAUGUAUUCUUGUUGGCAUCUUAGGCCUCAAAGCAGACCGACUUUUAUGGAAUUGAAGAAAAAUCUAGAUACGUUACUUAAUAAUUGGACUGACAAUAAAUAUUUAAAUUUGAGUUAAAGAUUACAAAAA
This is a messenger RNA of Vespa velutina, 3549 nucleotides long. RefSeq names its product tyrosine-protein kinase receptor torso (gene tor). Gene Ontology annotation, molecular function: transmembrane receptor protein tyrosine kinase activity; ATP binding; protein binding. The record is from RefSeq and is a predicted model, not a curated record. Gene Ontology annotation, cellular component: signaling receptor complex. The transcript is spliced from 21 exons. NCBI's taxonomy places the organism in Eukaryota, Metazoa, Arthropoda, Insecta, Hymenoptera, Vespidae. The coding region runs from base 1489 to 3537 and encodes 682 amino acids. Gene Ontology annotation, biological process: positive regulation of kinase activity; protein phosphorylation; cell surface receptor protein tyrosine kinase signaling pathway.